Molecule: messenger RNA, 2143 nt
Organism: Ananas comosus (pineapple)
Lineage: Eukaryota; Viridiplantae; Streptophyta; Magnoliopsida; Poales; Bromeliaceae
Product: aminoacyl tRNA synthase complex-interacting multifunctional protein 1-like
Exons: 4
Coding region: 153-965 (270 amino acids)
Molecular function (GO): tRNA binding
Source: RefSeq, a predicted model, not a curated record
UUUUGUGAUUCGGCAUUGGAUCGGACCGCUGAUUUUGGCGAUAACGUGACCGGACACUGGUGAGCGUCAUUUCCCUUCCGUCCGCCCCCUCUCUGGCUUUUUGGGAAGUGAGAACUGGGGAGAGAGGAGGAGGAAGAAGAAGAAGAAGAAGAAUGAUGGCUGCGGCGACGUCGAUGAUGAGCGGAAGCCGCCUACUCCUCCUCUCCUCCUCUUCCUCCUCCUCCUCCUUUUUCUUCUCCUUCUCCUCCUCCACCCUCCGGAGACUCUUCUCUUCUCCUCCUCCUUCUCCUUCGUCGUCGUCGUCGCCCCUAGCACUUUCUAGAAGCUUAUACACGCGGCGCCGCAGCCUCCUCUCGCCCGUCCUCCAUUUCCCCUCGCGUCGCUGUCGCUGCUGCCGCCGCCGCCCCCGCCCCCGCUGCUGCUGCUGCUUCUGCUCCGAAGCGACCCCCCAAUGCCAAUCCCAGGCAGAGGAGGCGCCGCCCCCGUCGGAUCCGGUGAGGGAGGCGGCGGAGGCGUUGGACAUCAGGGUGGGGCGCGUGCUGAGGGCGUGGCGGCAUCCGGAGGCCGACUCGCUCUACGUGGAGGAAGUGGACGUGGGGGAGGCCGAGCCCCGGACCAUCUGCAGCGGCCUCGUCGACUACAUUCCCUUGGACCACCUCCAGGACUGUAAAGUUGUUGUCCUCGCAAAUCUUAAGCCUAGGAAUAUGCGCGGCAUCAAGUCGAAUGGUAUGCUGAUGGCUGCUUCUGAUGAGUCUCAUAAGACUGUUGAGCUUCUUAUACCACCAGAAGGUUCAAUCACUGGUGAGAGGAUUUGGUUUGGUUCAGAAGAAGAAAAAGAUAGGCAACCUGAUGCUGCAACACCUAAUCAGAUAGUUGGAAGGCCUAUUCUCUGCUUGAAAAGAAGAUUUGUAGUGUCAUGUUUGGGAAAGCCAGACCUCCUACCCGUGCAUCAAGCUAUCACAUAAAAGAAAGCACAUAGAGAAGGUUUGAAUUUGAAAAUCCACAUAGAGCAUAACAUUCUGUAUAAACCCAUAGAUAAAGUUGGCUCUUUUUUAUGCUUUUAGAGCUUACUACCUAUUUUUAAUUUAGUCGAUUCAUGAGAAUCAAAUGAUUACUUAUAUCUAUAGGUUAACAUACAGAUCAUAACACAUGGUGCUGGUCUUCACUUUAGACCAUCUAUAGUUGAAUUUUUCAUAUAUAUUACAAGUGUUAUCUUUUGCUUAAGAUUUAUGUUUAGUCCAAUUCAGACAAAAUUCAUCUUAUCGUUAUGUAGAAACCUCUUCUUUUUUUCUGGAAAGGCAAAUUAUGAAAAAAGAAAAGAGAACCCCAAUGAGAUAAUUUUCCAUUGAAGCUAUAAUAUGGCAGCAUCUUAGUUAGCUGACAAGAUCGUAAUUAGCAGACUAGGACAGUAGGGAAAGUGGAAAACAAAGUCGGGUAAUCUUUCUUGGAAAGAGAUUAUAAGCAGUAUCAUCUGAACUUAAAAUCAAUCAGAGAUGACCUAGCAGAGCAGAGGAGAGGAAAGAUAUCUACAUAACAACAGAAAGGACCUGAGGAAAACUAUAUAUAAAGUAGUCAAGUGAAAAUUAGAGGAUGCCAAGAAAUACUCUUCCCAUUUCUUACGCUCUUUUUUUCCCCUCUUUUCACAUAUAUUGGACAAGGAGGGGGGAAGUAGUAGUUCAGGCCAUUUGAUGGGUUGAUUGGAUAGCUUUCUUCUACUUGCAUGCCUUUCUAAGGCUGAGAACUUUCUUUCCAAACAAGUUCAAUUCUCUUCUUUGUCUGAUUUUUCAAGCUAUUCAAUCUUGUCUUCCUUUUUUCUUUCCUGAUAACUUGUUCCAACAUCUGCCAGAAGUUGGAUGGUCUCUUUAUUCCAAGAUGUAAGAUUUAUUUAAGUCUCAUUUUCCUAUCAUAUUGCUUGUUUGGGGUUUCUUUUGUACCUUUUUGAAUGAUAAUGUCUUUGGAGCUUCAGAGUGGAUUCUGCAUCGGGUUAGCUUUUUGUGAAAAUGUUCUUCCGUGUGUGAGUAACUUCACCAUAUACAAAUUUCGCUGUAUAUCUUACUGUUUAUAGCUCAAUCUGCUUAUUUAAUGAUUUAUUGACAAUUUGCUUGACAUAUCCAUUUGGAUUACCAGUGUGAUUUACGUACUU